AUGCAGCGGUCGAAGGCUUCGGAGGCGUCGGAGGCCGCGGAAACCGCCUCGGAGGCUGCGGAGGUGAGGGGGAGGGGGCGAGCUGGGCUCGUGCGGCGGAGGCCCCGCAGCGCCACCGCCAAGGCGGCCGCCAGAACUGCAGAAGCAGCGGUCGAUGGCUGCGGAGGCGUCGGAGGCCGAGGAACCCGCCUCGGAGGCUGCGGAGGCGAGGGGGGAGGCGAUGAGCUGGGCGCGUGA
Miscanthus lutarioriparius is the source of this 237-nucleotide messenger RNA. The record is from the annotation of a GenBank genome assembly. NCBI's taxonomy places the organism in Eukaryota, Viridiplantae, Streptophyta, Magnoliopsida, Poales, Poaceae.